Phalaenopsis equestris is the source of this 2791-nucleotide messenger RNA. Its product is annotated as probable methionine--tRNA ligase. Gene Ontology annotation, cellular component: aminoacyl-tRNA synthetase multienzyme complex; cytosol. Gene Ontology annotation, biological process: methionyl-tRNA aminoacylation. The record is from RefSeq and is a predicted model, not a curated record. Gene Ontology annotation, molecular function: methionine-tRNA ligase activity; tRNA binding; ATP binding. NCBI's taxonomy places the organism in Eukaryota, Viridiplantae, Streptophyta, Magnoliopsida, Asparagales, Orchidaceae.
UCUCCAUCUCCAUCUCCAUCUCCAACUCCAUCUCCUUCAUUCUUCCCCGCCGGUCAUUUCCUGGCAUCUGCUCUGGUUGCGUGGGAAGAAGGAAAGAAAGAAAAAGACAGAGCCUCUUCCGUCAAGACCCUAGAAGAGCUUGUUUCUAGAUAUAUUUUCGUUCGUUCCCUUCAAUAUCGAAGGAAAUGGGCGAAGUCGCAGUGAAGAAGACCGCAAAGCUGCCGAUCCCUGGGAAGCGAAACAUUCUCAUAACCAGCGCUCUUCCCUAUGUCAACAACGUUCCCCACCUCGGAAACAUCAUAGGAUGUGUUUUGAGUGCCGAUGUGUUCGCGCGCUAUUGCCGGCUGCGAGGGUAUAAUACGGUAUAUAUUUGCGGUACUGAUGAGUAUGGAACUUCUACUGAGACGAAGGCAAUGGAGGAGAACUGCACACCUCAGGAGAUUUGCGAUAAAUACCAUGCAAUUCACAAGGAUGUUUAUAAAUGGUUUGACAUAAGUUUUGAUGAGUUUGGACGCACCUCUACUCCACAACAGACUGAAGUUUGUCAAGAAAUAUUUCAAGCACUUUUGGAAAACAACUGGUUGUCUGAGAACACCAUGCAGCAGCUCUAUUGUGAUACAUGUGAACGCUUCUUAGCUGAUCGGCUUGUGGAGGGCACAUGCCCUAGAACAAAUUGUAACUACGAGUCUGCACGAGGUGAUCAAUGUGAAAAAUGUGGAAACCUACUAAACCCAACUGAAUUACAAGAUCCCAAAUGCAAGGUGUGUAGGAACACUCCACGAGUUCGUGACACGGAUCACUUGUUCCUUGAGCUCCCUUUACUUAAGGAUAAAUUAGAAGAGUAUAUUAACCGCACAUCAGUGACUGGCGGUUGGAGCCAAAAUGCCAUUCAGGCUACACAUGCAUGGCUGAAAGAAGGGUUAAAGCCUCGUUGUAUUACUAGAGACCUUAAGUGGGGUGUUCCCGUGCCACAUGAAAAAUAUAAAGACAAGGUGUUUUAUGUGUGGUUUGAUGCUCCAAUCGGAUAUAUAUCCAUCACUUCGUGCUACACACCGGAUUGGGAGAAAUGGUGGAAAAAUCCUGAUAAUGUAGAGCUCUUUCAGUUUAUGGGCAAGGAUAAUGUGCCAUUUCACACGGUCAUGUUCCCUUCUACUCUUCUGGGAACAGGUGAAAACUGGACAUUACUGAAGACCAUAAGUGUAACGGAGUAUUUAAAUUAUGAAUCAGGUAAGUUCUCCAAGAGCAAAGGUAUCGGUAUUUUUGGUAAUGACGCAGAGGACACAGAAAUUCCCACAGAGGUUUGGCGAUAUUAUUUGCUUACUAAUAGGCCAGAGGUCUCCGACACUUUGUUCACAUGGACAGACUUGCAAGCCAAGCUAAACAGCGAGUUAUUGAAUAACUUGGGCAAUUUUGUUAACCGUGUUUUGAGCUUCAUUGCCAAACCGUCAGAAUCAGGAUACAAUUCCACCAUACCCGAUGCUGUGGAUGCAGAAUCCCAUCAUUUAACGAAAACUUUGGCAGAGAAAGUCUUUAAACUUGUAGAGCAGUAUAUUGAUGCAAUGGAGAAGGUUAAAUUAAAACAAGGCCUGAAAACUGCCAUGAGUAUUUCAAGCGAGGGAAAUGCUUAUUUACAAGAGAGCCAGUUUUGGAAACUUUACAAAAAAGACCCUUUAUCAUGUUCAAUUGUGAUUAAGACUUCAGCUGGGCUUGUACUGUUGCUUGCAUGUUUACUGGAACCUUUUAUGCCUUCCUUCUCUGUUAAAGUGUUGCAACAGCUUAAUUUAUCCCCAGAAACAUAUCUGUCCUUGUUUAGCGAGGGAGGUGACAUUGACAAGGCAAAACAACCAUGGAAUUUACUUCCUUCUGGCCAUAAAAUUGGUAAACCUGAACCACUCUUCACGGAACUGGAAGAUGAAAAAGUGGAAAGCUUAAGACAGAGAUAUGCUGGUAGUCAAGCUGAAAGAGUUGAGAAGGCGGAAGCUGAUGCGAAGAAGAUAGCUGAGCAGCUUAAGAGCACUAAAAUAUCUGAAACAAGUUCAAAGAAACAACAAGCAAAGCCCACUAACACCAAACUAAAAGCCCCUGAAGCAGAAAUAUCUGUUUCGAGGCUCGAUAUACGCGUAGGCCAAAUCACUAAGGUUCAGAAGCAUCCGGAUGCCGACUCACUCUACGUUGAAGAAAUUGAUUUGGGUGAAGAAUCUCGGACCGUUGUGAGUGGUCUUGUUAAUUAUAUUCCUAUUGAAGAAAUGGAGAAUCGGAAAGUUUGUGUUCUUUGUAAUCUAAAACCGGCAAACAUGAGAGGAAUUAAAUCUUAUGCAAUGGUAUUUGCUGCAUCAAAUGAUGACCACACUAAAGUGGAAUUGGUUGAUCCUCCAGCUUCAGCUGUGGUAGGAGAGCGAAUUACUUUUCCAGGGUAUUCAGGGCAACCAGAUGCGCUGCUGAAUGCAAAGGCUAAGGUCUGGGAAAAGGUGCAGGUAGAUCUGCACACAGAUGCAGAGCUUAUUGCUCAUUACAAAAAUUCUCCUUUUACUACUAGUGCUGGGAUCUGCAAAGUUUUGUCCAUUGCCAACGGGGCCAUAAGGUAGAUUGUAGUUUUGAUCAUCGCUGCCUCGAGAUUUUGCGCUGCCAAUUAUGAUUGUAAAAUCUUAUUGUUGAAUUAAUUAUAGUUCGAUCAGCUGUAGAUUUUUGUUAUAGUUUGUUUCACUUGCGAAAAUUUUGUUUAGAGACUAAUUACAGUCGCAAAAACUUUUUGUUGGAUUAUUAUAAACGCAGCAGCUGUAGAUUAUUGUUA